CUUAUGGCAGUUCAGGUAAACACUGGUACAGUCAGUUCAGAUGAUGCAUCAGGUGCAAUGUGUCACUUACAGUUUCUAUGUACUGCUUCUUGAUUUUGAAGCCAACGUUUAAUUCUGAGAAACACAGAGUGAUUGGAUUGACUGAAGGACAUUUUUUAUGCUGUGCACAUGUUCUGCCUCAUCUCAUAUAAGCACCCAGCUUCUUUUACAAAAAAAAAGAAAGCUUCUAAGUUGCAAUGUGUAAAAAUAAAGCAGCAAAUAAAGUACUUUAUUUUCAGGUGGUAACAAUGAUCAGUAGGACCUCACUUAAAUAAUUUUACUGAAGCUUAAAUGAUGACAGAGCUGUAGGAAUGAACUCUAAUCUAUAAAAGCACCAUUAUGCACUAACACACAUGUGGAAGAAGACGUUCUUAUCAACUCAGAGCCUCCAAGUCCAGCAGCAAACAUGCUGAGAUUGAACUUUCUUCCCUUUCAUUGUUUUAGUGUUUCAGUAUGUUGGAGCUCCCUGCUGCAGGUCCACCUGAGUCAGAGUGUCAUGGAGACAUUCAUGAUCUGAUCAGCCUAUGAAUGACUGGCUGUUUAAACCAAUCAGGAGAGUGCUGCGUCUGAAGGCUGAGGCCUUAAAACAGUUAACUUUCUUGCAUUUGUAUUAAGCUGUGUGGGUGAUAAUUGAUUUUUAAGCAAAAGAGUUAAGUCCCUAUUUUAAAAUAUAUUUCAAUCAGUGCUCCCACUUAACUGAUGGUUUUCAGUUGGAAAACCAUCAUUGUUGGCUGCAGCUGAGUGUGAGGUGACUGGCAUGGUGAUCGUGUCAUGAUUCUCAAGUGGAAACGUGCAGAGUACCCACUUCUAACUUGGUAAAAGAUGUUGUUUCAAGUGAAGUUUUAGGGAAAUCGGAGCAGAAACUUAUCAGACAGACUGGUGCAGCAUGUGAAGUGGGGGGAACUCCGCGCCACUCUGUGGUGCUGAAGAGAGAGCUGUGCUUACCAUUGGAAAGAAAAUGGGCCCUAGACCUGGAAGUUGCAGCUGGACUGGACAUCUCUCUUAAGGGGAGCUAGCUUAACUACCACUCAGUAAAUGUGUUGUUUCUCUCGUUUUGUGGUUGUGUCCUGUUGACAAAUGCUGGGACAAAGCUGAGGAAGACAGCAUUUUUUUAUCAUGUAGGAUGAGUUUGUUAUUGGUUUACGGCUGUAGGUUUACCUGCUCAGGUUCAGGUUGCGUGUGCGUGUCCAUAGUUCAGCUGACACAGUGUCCUCCACCCUGCCAGGCUAAGUAAACAGUCUUCCAGCCAACCCAGGUGGCCUUGCAUGGAAUGGGAAGGAACAGACUAAACACAGUCGUUAUCAGGGUGUUUUGUUCAGCUCUGGCCUUGCAGUUGGCGCCAGAGGGGUAUCCGCAUAAGUGAUGGUAUUUUUUACUUUAGUGCGAACAGCUCAUAUGAAUUUCGAAGCAGUUCUGCAGUCCAACACUGAUCUCUCAAUCUCCCGUUGGAGAGCCGCGAGCUUGCGUUCUGUGAUGUUGUCAUUUCUUGUGCUCAAGCAGCCAAUUUCUGAGAACUCACGGCAGUGUGCCUCCCCGAGAUGUCAUCCGAUGAAGUAUGAAGCUGUUAGAACCCACAUUAACCCACAUGCCACACUACUGCCUGGAAGUGGUAAAGUUUUAGUUCCUGUGCGACAUUAAGGGGAUUUGUUUUCGGUUUUGGUUUUGUUUGGUUUUUUCAGACGUCACACUGACUGAAGUCACCAUGUAAAGUAGGAAGUGUAGAGCACUUCUGUGUCAGAGUCCAUCAGAGCUGAGCUGCUUUCAGACGACUCCGUCUUGUUGUGGAUGCUGAAGCUGAUCAUGGUUCUCCUGUGGAUGAUCCUGUUGGUGCUUCUGCUCUGUGCAGAGGCCGAGAACGUGACCAAGGUCAGAGAAGAGCUGGGGACCAAUAUCACUCUAACCUGCUCCAAUCAGACAUCAGACACACACUGGUACAUGGAGAUCCACAGUCAGUUCAGAGCAUGUAUUGGCCUCAGUUUUUCCUCAGCAGGCUCUACCUACUGCUCUCCUGGUUUUGAAACCAAGUUCUCAAUCACAGGAAACAAACUGAUAAUUAAAAACUUGACAGCAGAGGACUGCAGGCUUUACUUCUGUGGCAUCAAGAGAGAUGGCAGCAUUCAGUUUGUGGAAUCUUUCCACCUCGUCUCAAAUGUCAUUGUUCCUCCCAACGACCCACAGAACGACUGCUAUAAGAGUCACCUCAUCAUCAUCUGUGUCUCAGUGGCUGCCUUUGUCAUUCUAAUAAUCAGUUUUGUCAUCAUAUUGCUGUGCUUGAAGAGGAGAAAAUGCUACGACUGAUGCUUCAGGUCACAUCUGUAAUGCUACAGAGCUACUGCGGGCUGUGCAGGGUAGGCGACCCUCUUUCAGCAAGACAUCACGGGAUUUGAUUGAUUCAUUUCAUUUUUUCAUGUGUAGUAUCAGUACACAGUAUAUUUCAUGAUUUGUUGUAACAGUAUUAAAAAGUAAUUUGUCUGCUUCCACUUUGUUUCACUGUUUAAUAAAAAUUACAUUUAUUACAAUGUAAUAUUUGUUCUUUUAAUCCAUAUUUCUAUUUCUAAUCUAUUUCUUGACCGUGGGAACAUUUAAGAAGAUCAGAAGACACCGUACAAUUUAAAAUGAGCCUUUUAUGUCAUGUAGCAGCCAGUCCAAAAAACAAAACAAAAAAGCUGUUACUUUAAACAUGUCACUGUCAUCUCUGAUACAAUGAUUUUGCUGUUAAAGUUGCUGUUGUUCUCAUUACUAGCGUCACUACUGCAGUAUUGUCAUUAAAUCAUUGAGCUGCAGAAAACAGUUGAAUAUCUCUAAUACUAAACCAAGCUACUGAGUUUAAGCAAGGGUCAAUGUAAUUUUACUUCCUGAGCGCUUGUUCGUUUUUGUGGUUUUUUAAAAAAUCUGAUGUCAUAUCAAGUGACCAUCUGAAAAAGGAAGUGUAGAGCACUUCCCUCUUAGAAUCACAUCAGAGCUGAGCUGCUUUCAGACGACUCCGUCUUGUUGUGGAUGCUGAAGCUAAUCAUGGUUCUCCUGUGGAUGAUCCUGUUGGUGCUUCUGCUCUGUGCAGAGGCCGAGAACGUGACCGAGGUCAGAGGAGAGCUGGGGACCAAUGUCACUCUAACCUGCUCCAAUCAGACAUCAGACAGAUACUGGUACAUGGAGAUUCACAGUCAGUUCAGAGCAUGUAUCGGCCGCAGUUUUUCUUCAGCAGGCUCUACCUACUGCUCUCCUGGUUUUGAAUCCAAAUUCUCAAUCCUGGGAAACAAACUUGUGAUUAAAAACUUGACAGCAGAGGACUGCAGGCUUUACUUCUGUGGCAUCAGGAGAGGAGGCAGCAUUCAUUUUGUGGAGAGUUUCCACCUUUUGUUAGAUACCUCCAACAGCAACCUGCUGAAGGACUGCAUCAUGACUCAGUUCAUCCUCAUGAUAUCCGUCUCAGUUGCCGCUGUCAUCAUCCUGAUAAUGGGUGGGGUUUUGGUACUGCUGUGUUCGAGGAAGAACAAAAGCAGCAAACAGGUGGAAGAGCCUUCAGCUCACAUCUACGAGAACGCAGAAACACUGUGGGCUAUUCAGGGCAAGGUGAUCCAGCCCUACCGAGCAAGACAUCACUGAACGAGUUCUUUCAGACGCUACAAGACUUCAUUUGUUGUAUGUCACUGAAAAACAUACAAACGUUUGCGCACGUUUCUUCUCUGCAGCAAAUACAUUAAUUUUUUGUUAGUGCUGUCAGCGUUAAUCUUGUUAAAAUUAUGUUAACGCCAUAACCGCAUUAACAUGACAAAUCUGCAUUAGCGAGUUAAUGCGGAUCGCCCCGUGCUUGGGGCUGCGCAGUGUCAAUGCAUAGAUUUGCCACGUCAAUGCGGUUAUGGCGCUAACGUCAUUUUAACGAGAUUAACGCUGACAGCACUACAUUUUGUGUAUUAUCAGGCUUGUUGGAAGACAUCUGUCCACUUCCGAUGUAAAACUUUCAAAUCAUAUGGAAAGUUGUGUAUCUUAAGCUGUCAAACGCUGUCAAGCUGGAAUAUGAAAGCAGACAAUGGUUCAAACUUUAAGGGUUCAUUUUGCAGUAUUAGUAUAAGGUGGAGGCAAUAACAGUAUUUAUGAUAGUAACAGAAAUUUUACAUAGGUAGUAGUUUUCGUUAAAGUUCUUGAAAAUGGAGUAGUAACCUAUUAAUAGAUGUAGUGAAGUCUACGUUUGUGGUAGAAUUGAUGGUAAUAAUAACAGUAAGGAUUAUGGGUAGUUUUUGCAGGACCUGUACAUUUUAUAGCUUUACUGUCAGACAGGAUGGGGUUAGUGGGUAAAACAUUUCCUGGCUUCUUCUUUUUUGCAAACAUUCUGGCAACGCCUGAAGAAAAAAUAGAAAAGAGGAAAUAAUUGGAUGUGCUAAUUUUACAAAGGUUUCCAGGAAAUAUGGCUACUCCGCAUGAUUUCACCAUUAAAAUCCUAGUGUCAUCACUUCUUCUGCACACAACAACGUCUUUGUGUUACACCAGCUGAUUGUAUUGGCAGGUUCGUCAGACCCACUGAGAUAUCUGACGUACUACAUCUUUUGGUGUGCAGCUGAUCACUUAUGUAACAGAUGGUCACUACAGUCAUGUGUAAAAAGUAGACUUUUGCCUUGAAUAAGAGUUUAUAACUCUGUCAGGCUGGAGAUGGAGGGCAGACCUUUUUUCUUAUUUGACUGUUUCAGACGUUUUACUAGCAGUAACAGUAACUACUGUACUGUUUGUACUUCUGCUUUUAGUUUUCUCUUAUUGUUAGCAACAUAGAUGGUAGUAGGAUUUUUAACGAUUAACUUAUUAAUAGAUAUAGUAAAGGCUGCCCUAGAAGUAGUAAUACCCUUGGUUAACGGUAGUUGUAGCACAGGACCUGUAAAACUAUGCAGAUAGUAAAAGAUGGAGUUUGUCUUUGACUCAUUUGUCUGUUUCCACUUGUUUGUUUCACUGUGUAAUUUUUUACUUUUUACUUAAUUUUAAUUUAUAUUUAACUGACUUUUUUAAAUUUUCAAGUCACUUUCUUUUCAGUAUCAGCUAUGAGCUGUUGUUAAGGGAAGAUUUACAAUGUUCAGAAAAUACAUUACGAUCCGAGCAGAACUUCAUUUUUUUCAUUUUAUUUAAAUUUGUAUUUUAAGUUCAGUUUAAUGUCAUUCCUCUGUGAUUUACCAUCUCAACACUUACAUUUCCCCUCACUAAUAACAUGUGUGAUACAUAUAUAUGAUGCAGAGUAGUUUGCAAAGAAAUCCUUAAUAAUGGAGAGCUCCUGUAAUGUCUAAUUUAUUAAAACAGGUUCAGACUGCACCAGCGUCUCUGAGAAAUUAACUGGCUGAAUGAAUGCACAAAGUUUAACCAGUUUUGCUGUAAAUAUUACCAGUUAGUCAUGCAACCCUUUUAAUUACAUUUUUUAAUUGUAUACAUCAAGAUUAAUGCUUGAACUACUGAGUUUUGUUUUGUUUUUCUUUUUUUGAGAUACAUGAUGACAGGAAAUCCAAAUUACAAGCACCUGAUUUCACAGAGCGUGACGCACUGCCUGAAAUUAAACAGCAUAGAAAGUAUUUAAAGUGAGCUCAGGCUCAAACAUCUGCAGCAGUAAUAUUAAUCAUAUUAAUAUUUUAAUAAUCCAUGAAAUCCAUUUGAUAAUAAUUCACAAUAUACAGCUACAGUUACAUGUGUAGUGGGGCUUUCAUAGGAUUUUUUUUUUGUUACUUUUUCUUAAAAUAAUCCUCUACCUUUUGACUGUCAUGGAUUUGCGGUGUAGCAGGCAGGAUGUAGGACUGAUAAAUAAAGGGUGAACUGAAAGAGGCAGACUUAUGUUGGCUGUAAAUGACUCUUCACACAUACAGGAAAAAACACACAGCAAGGAGGAUGCCCACAAGGGUUACAGACAUGACAACAAGCAGGGGAAGACUGAGGACUAACAUACACAGGCCGGCUAACGAGAGGAUGGGGAACAGGAAGCGCACAUGUGGGACUAAUUGACGUGAUGAGACAGGGGAAAAGCAAAACUCAAAAACACUGAACACUGGAGUAGCAAAGUAACACAGGAAGCAUGACAGAUAGACGUGGACGUGAUACUGAGACAUAGAAACAUGACAGACAGUGGGAACAGUGGGGACAUGAAGCACAGAGACAAAAGUAACAGGACACAGGACACAGGAAAGACAUAGAGACAAAACUAAGCCUGGGCAUAAAACACUGAGAACAGAAACUUAGAAACCAGGAACUGUAUAAUACAAAACUCAAAAAGUAUAACUAAACCCAAAAAACACAAACACUGGGUAGUCAGACCCAGUGCCCUGUCAUUGACAUUGUCUGCUAGUGGCAAAUUUUAAGGUGAUCACUAGAGAAGUGACAGAUUUUACAGUUUGUCAGCCAAGGAAGGAGUGCAGCAAGCUUUCAUGUUUCUCUGGCUUUCUUUCAUGUAAAAGUUUGUUCCUCAUUUCUUCUUUUACUUCCUAUAAAGGUUAUUGCAUGCCACUGGUAGUACCAAAGGGUGCACGCUUGUGUUUUAUUUUGUAGCAGUAUUAUGGUACUCUUUACAUUACUUGAAGUGUCAGAUCACAUAACAAUUGGAUUCAAUGUUACAUUUUGAAAUAAAAACUAUAGUUAAAUGUAUAGAAAUGUGAUUUUUUUCUCGGACCACACAUUUUGGUCUAGAUUCCCCCCAAAAAGAGAGACAUUUUU
This is a messenger RNA of Haplochromis burtoni (Burton's mouthbrooder), 6711 nucleotides long. RefSeq lists its product as uncharacterized. The coding region runs from base 3037 to 3642 and encodes 201 amino acids. NCBI's taxonomy places the organism in Eukaryota, Metazoa, Chordata, Actinopteri, Cichliformes, Cichlidae. The transcript has 7 exons. The record is from RefSeq and is a predicted model, not a curated record.